Molecule: messenger RNA, 746 nt
Organism: Tigriopus californicus
Lineage: Eukaryota; Metazoa; Arthropoda; Copepoda; Harpacticoida; Harpacticidae
Exons: 4
Coding region: 135-659 (174 amino acids)
Source: RefSeq, a predicted model, not a curated record
UGACUCGUUAUUUCUGUUGGUUGCUCUACAUACUUGUGCUUUGAAAACGAGUUCACACCCAUGGAUGGAAGGAAGGAUGGUAUUGCCCAUUUACUGUGCAUUCAGAGGCAAACUAACAGGAACCUUGAACGACAAUGACAUCAUCCGUCCCUGUUGAGUCAGUUGUGAAACGUUUACAACCUGAAUCAAAGUUCAUUGCAGUCAGUCAUAGCCAGCCAGCUAUGAAGUUAACAUCGGCUUUGGUUCUGUGCCUUUUGCUGGUUUUGGCACAAGGGCAAAAGACUAAAACUUAUGGACGAGGUUUGGACCGUUGCAAGCCCUUUCGGGUUGGAUGCAGCAUGAAGCAUUGGGACAAAGCUCCAUUUUUCAUCGUGAACGACUUUGUUGAAGGGGACAUGAAUUGUUCGGAUUAUCUGCCAGGUGAUCCGAAUGACAUCGAUAUUGGAGAUGCCCAUGAAAUAGUUCUCGAUGCCUGCAAGGAUGGGAUGGCCCAAGUCAGGAUUUGCGUCAUGAAGCAGAAGUACAUGCGCAACUUGGUCCUGGAUCAGGAUUUGAGACUGUCUGAGAUGGACGACUUGGAUUUCGCAAAAGUAAACUUGACUUCGAUCAAGUUUCAAGGGAAAUGCUGGUCAUGCCCUGACAAGACAAUUCUAGUGUAGAUUAUACUUAUAUACCAAUUAGAUAACAAACGAUGCAAAUUGUACUUCAAACGCUAAAAUAAAUGCCAUUGAAAGGCCGUGAUUCUG